GCAACUAUUCAUGCGAUUGCAUCUCACCUUGGAGCCACAUUGUGUGAAUGGAACACACCAACUCCUGUAGUUUGGCAAGAACAUUUAUACAACUCCAGUGCAGGAAUACGCUACAUGUCAAAGUUGGAUGAAUUUGAAAAUUUUGUGGAGAGAAUAAGGAAGUAUGGAUUGAUCCCAUCAUCCCUUAAUGAGGGUUCAAAAUCAUCAAUCAUACUCUUAAUUGAUGACCUUCCGGUGACAAAUGGUAGAGUUGCUUUUGGAAGACUUCAAAACUGUUUGCAUCUUCUUGUGCGAUCUACUCGGAUACCAACUGCUAUAUUGAUCACCGACUACGGUAAAGCCGAUUCAGCAGAUCACUCCACUGGAUACUUAGAAGAACUUCAGUUGUCUCUUGAAAAUGUUGGGGCUUGUAAGGUCUCCUUCAAUCCUAUAACAGAUAAUUCCAUCAAGAAAGUACUUUCUAGAAUAUGUAAAGAAGAGCAGUGUAAUGUGACCACUGAACAAGUCAGUCUAAUAGCAAAAGCAAGUGGAGGUGACAUUAGACAUGCAAUUACAUCUCUGCAGUUUUUCUUUCUGAAACCAAAUCCGAGGCAUUUGUUGUCUUCAUCAAGUCCUGCUACCACAUAUGCUAAAGAGAAACCGUAUGAGGUAAAUGCUUUGGACGACGGGUUUUCCUUCCAGUUUGGCAGAGAUGAUACACUUUCUCUAUUCCAUGCCCUUGGGAAGUUUCUGCAUAACAAAAGAGAGACGGAAAAUGUCAUGGCAUUGGACGGAGAUGCAUUUCAUGUGCGGGAAGGAUUGUCUAGACUACCACUAAAAAUGGAUGCUCCAGAAAAGAUUCUAUGCCAAGCACAUGGACAAGCUAGGCCUGUUGCCGACUUUCUACAUGAAAAUGUUCUAGAUUUUCUGAGUGAGGAGGCCAUAGAUGAUGCAUGGGCAGUUGCUUCAUAUCUAGGUGAUGCUGACUUGCUUCUUGCUACUUUCCGUGGAAUGCUAAGUAGACAGUAUGAGGCAGAGAAUAUUCUACAAUCAGCUGGUGCCUCAGUUGCUGCUCGGGGUGUGCUAUUUGGAAAUUUUCAUCCAUUGCCUUCCAGGUGGCAUGCUGUUCGCCGGCCAAAGGUCUGGCAGGUUGAGCAAUCAUCAUUGCGUAACAAGAAGGAGAUGGUAAAACGGAGAUUUGGCGCUUAUAGUGGAAUGUGUGCAUCCGAUUUGACAGUUAUUGCUACUGAGUACACACCCGUGUUGAAAUGGCUUGGAUUUAGGGCAGUGCAUGGCUACAAGGAAGAAGACAAUGUUGAAACGAUAAGUUUU
Prunus avium (sweet cherry) is the source of this 1311-nucleotide messenger RNA. Lineage: Eukaryota; Viridiplantae; Streptophyta; Magnoliopsida; Rosales; Rosaceae. The record is from RefSeq and is a predicted model, not a curated record.